AUGGCUGUUCUAUAUUACUUUCCCGAGCCGGAAACUCUGUAUGAGUGCGUUGGUUUGAAAUUCCGACUGCUGUCGAUCGUCUGCUGUAAUGGCUUCUUUGAGCAUGGUGGCCGUUUCUUUAUCAACAAGUGGACUCGAAUCUACUCCCUGUUCUGUGCCUGUCUGGCUGUGCUUGGGCUAUCCGGCGCCAUCUAUGCCCUGCUGCAGAAUGAGCUGCUGCGAAAGCGAGUGCUUCGAGUGGACAAACUGGUCCUGAGUAUAAUAGGACUAGAAGUGGUGAUAUCGACGCUAGUGUUUAUUAUCACAGUGAUCUCGCUUCAGGCCUGUGCACAUAAUCAUUUAAGCAUCUACAAGCGGCUCGCGGCGAUUGAUAGGUCGCUGAUUGACGAUUUUGGUGUCAAUCUCAGAUAUGCCAAGCUUAUGCGAAAAAAUAUCAUAGUGCUCACAAGUGUCAGCAUUCUGUAUUUGGCUUCUGUGAAUACGGUGAUGGUAUGUCUCGCCAAGGGUCAUAAUUUUGGGCUUAUGGUGUCCGCAGCACUGUGCUACACGGUCAUCACCGGUGGACCACACUUAACGGGUUAUGCUCACAUGAUACUUGCUGAACUGCUCAGCAUACGAUUUCGAUUAGUGCAGAAGAUUCUCAAGCCACGGCUACUCUACAGGCAGUUUGGCCAGGAUCAGCUAAUGGAGCGACGAAUGCGUACCUUGGUGAAUAUGGUCAAGGAGCUGUACUACAUCAUCCAGAAGAUCAAUGAAGUAUACAGUCUCAGCUUAUGGUCUGCCAUGGCACACGACUUUACCCUAAGCACCUGUGAGCUAUUUAUCAUAUUUGGUCGAUCCGUUGGCAAUAGUAACAUUAGCACCAACACCAACAACAGCAGCAGCAACGAUAGUGAAGACAACUUGGGCUUCAUGUUACUCGCUUCUCUGUCCGUCUGCAUGCUGGUGCCAUUCUACAAGAUGCUCAUCGGUCCCGUCUACUGCAACAAGAGCGUGGAGGAGGGACGCAAAUGUCUGCAGCUGUUGGAGCAGUUAGACAACUGGUUUCCAGGACGCCCAGCUAUGAAGCAGCUGGUGGAAUCUAUGAUGCGUUGGCGUUUGCAGUUUAAAAUCGAAUUUACGAGCGGGACGGGCACUGUGCUUAAUAAAACUAUAAUCACUCUGUAUACGUCGAUUGUGUGUAAUUAUUUGCUGGUGCUCAUCUCGUUUGCGAUGACACAGAAGUUGGGCGAGCAGGUGGAGCAGCAGAAAGUCGCAUUGCAGGAUUGGAUAGGCUUUUAA
Molecule: messenger RNA, 1281 nt
Organism: Drosophila grimshawi
Lineage: Eukaryota; Metazoa; Arthropoda; Insecta; Diptera; Drosophilidae
Gene: Gr57a
Product: putative gustatory receptor 57a
Exons: 2
Coding region: 1-1281 (426 amino acids)
Biological process (GO): sensory perception of taste
Cellular component (GO): membrane
Source: RefSeq, a predicted model, not a curated record